Molecule: messenger RNA, 2376 nt
Organism: Dicrocoelium dendriticum
Lineage: Eukaryota; Metazoa; Platyhelminthes; Trematoda; Plagiorchiida; Dicrocoeliidae
Source: the annotation of a GenBank genome assembly
CAAUGGCUUCAACAUCUCCAUUCGCAGAAAAUCUGUUCGCUUUCGAAGUACGGAAUCUCCAAAAUUGCCCGAUAGUUGUCGAUGGCGAUGAUUUUGUGCAAUACAUUUACCAGCAGGUCGGCAUCGUGUCGGAAUUUGGCGGUGAAUGUAUCGAAUUCGUUCUACGCGCCUCUCGGUUACUGAACACCUUCGUUCACUGCGACAUUAGGCCCAUUUUUGUAUUUGACAAUCUUGUGGACACCACGAAAAACUUUCCUGUCUCCAUCAAAACUGCUUUCAAGUCCAUCAUAACCAGCGCAGAUCUCAAGCAAGUUGCAUCAGAUGACUACAUAGUGCGAACCGUCGCAAGCCUUGCGUCCACUCUACAAUGUCUCAUCCUUGGCUCCAAGCAUCAAUACUUUUUCCUCCAACCCUUGUCGGAUUCCGGCCGUCCUGUUCACUUUGCACCCGUGGAUCUGCUUCAUCCAGAACCCGUGCUGACCACCGACUCCGGUGGACUGGAAGUUCGCUUUUUGACAGCUCACGUCUUUCAUCCCCGCUUUACGGAUCUAUCCCGUAUCCCAACCAGCUGGUACGCAAUCGUUGACGUCUUUCUGUCCUCCGACCUUUUCUCCAUCCCACACAUUCCGUCUGUCGAUAAAUCAUGCCUCAACACGGAAAACCGAUUCGUGGCAACCAUCCGGUGGCUUUCUACAUCUUCACACGAUUCUCAAACACUUCUGACUAAUCUCGUUUCUACACAUCCCUCUUCACAACACGCGACUGUGAUCCGACGUCUAGCACACCAUAUGUCCCAACUUGUUUUUGAUUCUUGUGCAUGGGGUCACUCCCUAACCUUGCAACUAGGUCUUCAGUUGAAUCAGACGAAAGAGUUAGUGUACACCUCUAAUCCGAUGGGUUCUUUGGACAGAAUGGCUGACAGUUCCAUGAAUGUUAAUCUCCUCGUACUGAUACUGCACGGUGGCUGUUACGUCAGUCGAGUAGAAGAUAUCACGAUCGGGUGGCCUACCUCUCUUGCUAACGCCUAUCGGUGUUCUCGCCUCGUACCUGCCUUGUUGGCACCAAUGUACACCCGAUCUUUCUCUCGUACCGAAUUCAGCCAUUUGUGUACCUCCGGGCUCAUUGGCUCAUUGACACGACCACUUCGUGUUUUGUGCUACCGUCUAAUUGUUGGCCUUGAGCUCGGCUUGCAUUCGGAACACAAACUUGCCAAUUUGAACCACGGAUUAGCAGAGGAGGUACUUCUUCAAGUAGACGAGGAAGAGUGUCACCUUCCACUCCCGCGACUAAUUUUUCCCUUUGGACAACAAUGCUCUGAACACAUCCUGGCUGAUUUGUUUUCUCUUCCCCCAUCCUUACAGACCCUCAAGCCAGACUGGCUCUUUGGUCUGGCUAUGACUUUGGCCAUCUGGUAUCACAAGAGCCCAUGCCCCGAGGUUGGAGUGAAGCCAACGCUGGAUCGGUCUCCAUUCGUGCUUGCAGUCGCAGCUUCCGCGGUGGCCAAUGUCAGUAAUGUGGAUCUGUUAGACAAACAGCUGUCUGUUCAGUAUGACCGUCUGAUCGGUUUGCUAGAGCGCGAAUGUUCCUCUAUCAAACAGCGCCUCCCGUUCGAUCCGUUUCCAGAGCAUCAUCCGGAACCCGAACAACAGUUCACUGGCGUGUUGAUGAUUUACGAACACUUGCGCUCUGUGGUCCAACUGGUUCAUAGCCUUUUCCCUUGCGAAACAGAUGCACCGUUAUUUCACUUUCUCCCUAGCUGGAUGCUUUUCCCGUCUGGAUCUAUCGUGCACUAUUUGACUAUGCAUUUGGAGCUGCUCAUUCCUGCCAUCCGACUGGAGCAAGUCCAACAUUACUGGCUCCCCAAACUGUAUCGUGGCCGCCAUUCACCGACCAAAGGUGUGGGUGACAAUCUCGAAUUGUUCGACCGGCUCUUGCGCAUAGCGUCGUUGAUGUUGACCCCAGACACCUCGUUUCUACACCCCGAUUGUUCUAUCACCACUAGCACUACUGUGCGUUUUCGUUCCCCCAAUCCUCCUCCGCCAUCCGCGAGUGAUGAAAAUCCCACCUCAAACGAGUGGACGCGAGCGGACAAAGUCACCGCCAGUACAACAAACAUGGCUGCCGAUUGGGUCCGUUCCAGUGUCAUUGAGUCGCGCCAUCCUCUCGCCGAUUUUUCCAAUAAAGCCUCUGUUUUUUGAUUUCUACUCUGCGUUCCUUCUCCGUUUCACUUCAAACCGAUAUGGCUCACGAAUAAAACCCAAUCGGGCACUGUUUUUUGUAUCAUCCGCAUGUCGUUGCGUUGUGGUUUACUGACGGUUUGACCUAUUUCUAGUUAUCGGAAUGGGACGCACACCCGCCUUCUAUUCAAGACGUGCA